AUGGGGGGCGGCGUGGCGUGGUUCGGUGGCGUGGGAGAUGAACCGGUUUUUGAGACGAUGGUGCGCGGAGAGGAGGUCGGGAGGUUCAUGGACGCCGUGGGAGCGCUCGCGGCGGCGGACGUCGCGAAAGCGUUCGCGGAGAGGCGUGUGGUCGAUGAUGACGCUGUGGUCGAGGAUGAGGGGGUGGAGACGGAUGGUGGUGAGCGAGACGCGAGCGCGAGAGACGCGAGCGCGCAGACGGAGGACGGAGGGGCGUGCGAGGCGUGCGAACGGCGCGAGAGCGAGCUCGGACGCGCGCGGAGGGAGAUACGAGCAUUGAGAGUCGUUAACCGAGGUACUGCGGUCGGACGACGGCGCGGGACGGUGCGAUGCGUUCGGGCACAGCGGGAGACGGAGGCGCCGGCGGUUCGGUCAACAGCGAGCGCCGACGUCCAAGCGCCGAGACGGACGAGCGAGGCGACUGCGCCCAAGGAUACGGUUGUGCACGAGAAAAACUUCAGAGAAGACGAAAAGGCUUUGCGGGCGAAGAGGCGCCACGCGCUUCGAACGGCUGUCAUGGCGAAGAGGAGUCGAGCGCGAAGAGCUGCGCGAGAAGCGGCGGAGUCAGCGCGAGCUCGCGAGCGUGAACAACCGCGGCAACAAACGAAAGCGGCGUGGAACGAUUCCGUCGAUGUCAACGCGGAGCCUCGUAAAAAAACGAACGAGGAGUACUUUGACGCACUUCACAAGCUCGUUGUGGCUCAGGAGAAGGAAAAUACGAAGGAGCGAUUGAAGCGGUUACAGAAGGAGAGACGGCGUCGACUCGCGCAAGAAGCCACUGCGGCCAAGUUCCGAAUCGCCAAGCACGCACCGCCGCGCGUGAAGAUUCCUCUAACACCGCGCUCUAGCGUUGACAGUACGUCAUCGUUCAUUUCUUUUGAGUCAGCAGUCACGGACGCGUGUCAUGGCGUCGACGCGCUUGAGCUCAACUCGUGA
Messenger RNA from Ostreococcus tauri, 975 nucleotides. Its product is annotated as unnamed product. Bases 1 to 975 code for a protein of 324 amino acids. The transcript has a single exon. The record is from RefSeq and is a predicted model, not a curated record. NCBI's taxonomy places the organism in Eukaryota, Viridiplantae, Chlorophyta, Mamiellophyceae, Mamiellales, Bathycoccaceae.